AUGCCGUUGGGGAGUAUUUCUGCGGCGAGCAGUAGUGCCGGUGGUGGUUCAUCUACGACGAGUACGACGGCCUCGGCUUCGGCCUCUGGUGCUGGGGCUGGGAGGGGGAGCACGCCUGGUACUACUACUGGUGCCGUUACGGCGAAUACCGGCGCGACUGUUGUUUCGAGGCGGUCGCAUCCCAAGUCGAGGACAGGGUGCAGGACGUGUAAGAAUCGGAAGAUUAAGUGCGACGAACACAAACCCUCAUGCAGGAAUUGCAUCAAACACGCCGUCCCCUGCGACUUUCUCCAGUCCCAACGGCACUCCUCCGCCUCAUCACUCCCGCGCUCGCCAGGCAGUAUACCGACCCCGGGACUCAUCAACGGCGGCGGCAUCGGCGGUCUCGGCCUCGGCAACGGAGGCGGAGGCGGUGGCAUCGACGACCUCUCCCUCAACCUAAUCGACCUGGAACUCAUGCACAACUUUACCACCUUCGCCUUCAACACGCUCUCGACGGACCCCGUGGUGCGGCAGAUGUGGAAGGUGCCCGUCGUCCGGCUGGCGCUCGAGUGCGACUACGUCAUGAGGGCGCUGCUGAGCGUGUCGGCGCUGCACCUCGCGCACAACAGGCCCGAGAGGCGGGAUUUCUUUAUUAGUCGGGCCUUGACGUAUCACCAGAUGGCGAGCCGGACGGCCAUGGGGUUGAUGGGUGCUCUGGACGGGGAGAAUUGUGAAAAGUUGUAUCUGUUUUCGGUGUUGACUAUCUUUUUUGCCCUCGCCUGCCCACGCAAAUCCUCAGACUCCCUCAUCAUGGGCGAGUCCUCCUUCCCAGACUGGCUCUUCCUCCUCCGCGGCACCCGCUCCCUCCUCAAAGAACUUGACCCGCACACCUACGCCGGUCCCCUCACACCAAUGUUCAACCACGGCCGCGAGCGCUACAUGCACAUGCGCGACGAGUCCAAGAUCCAAUCCGACCUCCUUGCAGACCUCCAACGCCUCGUCAACAAGACCUGCGCCGACGCCGCCUUGUUGCCAGUCUACAACCGCGCCAUUGACGAGCUACGGCGGACGCUGAGCGUGUUCUUGUGGGAUGGCGGGCGGGGGAUGGAUAUCACGGACGCGUUUGUGUGGAAGUACCUGAUGGCGGAGGACUUUUUGCCGCUGCUGAAGAGUCCUGGGCAUACGCAGGAGGCUGUUGCGAUUUUUUCGCAUUUUUGUAUCUUGUUGAAGAGGUUGGAGAAUGAGUGGUGGCUGCAGGGGUGGGCUACGCAUUUGAUUUCGAGGGCGUGGGCUGUGCUUGAUCAGGAUCAUCGGCUUUGGAUUCAGUGGCCUAUUGAGGAGCUUGGGUGGGUGCCGCCUUGA
Colletotrichum godetiae is the source of this 1344-nucleotide messenger RNA. RefSeq lists its product as uncharacterized. The transcript has 3 exons. NCBI's taxonomy places the organism in Eukaryota, Fungi, Ascomycota, Sordariomycetes, Glomerellales, Glomerellaceae. The coding region runs from base 1 to 1344 and encodes 447 amino acids. The record is from RefSeq and is a predicted model, not a curated record. Gene Ontology annotation, molecular function: DNA-binding transcription activator activity, RNA polymerase II-specific; zinc ion binding. Gene Ontology annotation, biological process: regulation of transcription by RNA polymerase II.